GAAGUAACAUCGGGAUUUCUGUAAUGUUAGCUAACACUCGGUGGAAGGCGUACAGUAUGUGAGGAAGGUCAGGCUUUUGCCUCGUUGAAUUUCAGCACUCAUUCAGGUGGUAAACCGCGGCAGCCGCUCGGAUCGGGAACUUGACGCGACACUCGAAGUGAAGCGUUUUCACCGCUGCGUAGUUUGCCACCGUGGUGAGUUUGUCCGGAAACGAAAAAAGGCACACGGCGAUCGAGGAGCUCGGUAGUUUAUCUUUGAAUCAGACAGUUCAAGUAUUCCCUGAUGGCUGGGUCGAAAUGCACGAGGCUGAGCGGCGCGCUGGUGCAGCAGCUGCUGGACACCGUGGACAGCAUCCUGUUUGACUGCGACGGGGUCAUCUGGAGGGGGGACCAGGCCAUCCCGGGGGCCCCCGAGGUCAUAAGCCUGCUGAAGAAACACGGCAAGAAGGUGUUUUUCGUCACCAACAACAGCACCAAGACGAGGAAGAUGUACGCGGACAAGAUGGCCCGCAUGGGAUUCGGCGUGACAGAACACGAGGUGUUUGGGACAGCGUACUGCUCCGCCAUGUACCUCAAGACUGUCUGCAAGCUGGAGGGCAAAGUGUACCUGGUAGGGAGCAAUGCACUGAAACAGGAGCUGGAGGCGGUCGGGAUCCAGCAGACCGGGGUGGGACCCGACCCUAUAUCCGGGGUGCAGGUCGACUGGGCCAAUGUCCCUCUGGACCCCGAGGUGAAGGCGGUGGUGGUCGGCUUUGACGAGCACUUCACUUACAUGAAGCUGAACAGAGCCAUGCAAUACCUGACCGACCCAGCCUGCCUGUUCGUGGGGACCAACACUGACACCAGGCUGCCCCUGGAGGAGGGCAAGGCUGUCCCAGGUACUGGCUGCCUGCUGAGGGCGGUGGAGACGGCAGCACAGCGCCAGGCUCAGACGGUGGGCAAACCCAACCACUUCAUGUUCGACUGCGUGGCGUCCCAGUUCAGCCUGGAUCGCAGCCGCUGCCUGAUGGUGGGCGACCGCCUUGACACGGACAUCAUGCUGGGCUCCAACUGCGGCCUGAAGACCCUCCUCACCCUCACAGGGGUCAGCACUGUGGCCGAAGCCGAGGCCAAUCAGAACAGCGGCUGUGCGGAGAGGCAGUGCAUGGUGCCGGAUUAUUACGUGGAAAGCAUCGCCGACCUCCUGCCAGCCCUGCAGGGAUAAAUACUGGGAGUCCGUCCUGACUAAAGACUAGCUGCAUGAUAGCCGAGCUGAAAUAAACCUGUGGAUUGACUAGCCUAUCACAGGCCAGGGUCCCUUGUCUCUUCCAUUGUCUUGUAAAAGGCGGCGUUUCACAUAAAGAUUAGUGUGAUUGAUGUCACAACCGAACAGCACUGGAGUCUUGAAUGACUGGUGUGGCUGUCUGAGACAGUGACUCACAACUCUAAGAGACGCUAUCCAGGGUUUAUCAGCAAUGUUAUCAUUUACUGUAGGAUUUAUGGUGGCUCCGUGACUAGGAAUCUAGAUCUUCAUUGAUUCAGCUGUUAUUCAAGGAACAGUUCACCCAAAAUAAUUAAAAAGAGGCAACCUAUUCCUCCAGGUAGUUGCUAUGUGAUAUGGCGCGGUUUCCAUUCUUCCCUCAUGCUCAAACUGGCAAGCUGUAUCUAUCCGCCCCCAAGUAGGACAAAUUAGAGGCAGAUAGAUACAGUUUUCGGGUGUUCUUUGGCAGGAAAUAGUUCCCAACAAAACUGGGUUAUGUUGGGCAUCUGUGUCAUUGUUUUUGGAAAGUGUUGUUGCUCUUAAGGUUUUCACAAGUAAAUUUGUGAUUGUUUGAGUUCCACAAAUGAAUACCCAGCCAGCCCCAUUGUAUUGGGGCGAAGAGAGCCAGACUGGAAACCUCUCCAAAUCACACAGAAGUUAUCUGGAUGGAUAGACUGCACUAAGUAUCAACAUAUCUUUUCUGUACUUUUGGUGAACUGUGCCUUUUAAAACCUGUUUCAACAUGGUAUGAAUGAAUGGCUCUUUAGUACAUAAGAACAAUGAUUUCCAGUAUUGACUAAAUGAACUUUGUAAAAGUGUUUCAGGCUAAGUUAUGAAAGGGUUAAAGUGCACUGUACUAUAUGUUCCCCCCUUUUUUUUGAACGAUGGUGUGUGUGUGUGUGUGUGUGUGUGUGUGUGUGUGUGUGUGUGUGUGUACAUUUUAAGGCCCUUAUCCUGUUUGUGAUGCAAUCGUCUGCUUAAGCAAUGAAAUCAAACAGUGGGGAAAUAUGCACACAAGUGUAAAUGACUCGGUAAUACAUGUGUUCGGUUUUACAGGUCUAAUAAUACUUCAUCAGGAAGUAACUAUAUGGUAUCAGCUAUGUGGUGUCAGGAUAUACAUGUGUACAUUUGUGUCACAUUUGUGAUACAGUUUACUUGUAACACUCAGUAUGUAAUGCAGGUAUUUACACUCUACUUCAUGGGUUCAUGCAAUGAUGCCCAGUUUUGUCAGAUAUAAUGUCAUUUACCAUUAUUGAACCAGUCAUUACCAGACUGAUGUUAAUGUUAUCAAAGCGAUGCAGACUUCUGUAUUGUUUUUUUUUUUCUUACCAUCCACUGUUUCUAAUCUAUACUGAGAAGAAACACAAAGGGAUGGACAAAAUAAUGGAAACCCCACAUGAAAAAUGACUAAUGAAUUAAGUGCAUCCCAAUAACAAAAGCAGUAUGUGUCACCUUUCAAAGGAUUUUUCAAAGCAACAUGAGGAAACAUGAGGAUUGUCCAUUAUAAAAAAAAAAAAAAAAAAAAAAAAAAUGUAACCAAUAGAACAGUCUGGAAAAACACGGAAACCCAGUCAAAUGCAGACUAACUGCCUCAACGAAAUGGAAGUAAAUGUAAGCAAGUCGAAGCUCACAGACAGAAACGCCAAAAAACUGCAGGUCAACACAGUUCAGGAUUCGAUGAUCCAAGAAGGACUGGAGCUAUUCUGAGGCCAAACGGCAGCGUUACUCCUCAGGAGAUGCUGGACACUGGUGAACUGUCAGUGGUUUCUAUUAUUUUGUCCACCGCUCUGUAUUUGUCUUUACCCCCAAAUCACUGAAAACACUAGUGAAAUCAUAAUAAAACACAUUUUGCUAAAUCAG
Molecule: messenger RNA, 3099 nt
Organism: Myripristis murdjan (pinecone soldierfish)
Lineage: Eukaryota; Metazoa; Chordata; Actinopteri; Holocentriformes; Holocentridae
Gene: pgp
Product: phosphoglycolate phosphatase
Exons: 2
Coding region: 283-1203 (306 amino acids)
Cellular component (GO): cytoplasm
Molecular function (GO): sn-glycerol 3-phosphatase activity
Source: RefSeq, a predicted model, not a curated record